GUGUGGGAGGUUCUCGAUAAUAAGAGGUGCCCGAAAUUCAUUGUCCACUCUGCUGAAGGGAAAAAUAUUUCGCCUUUGACAUAUUGUAACUGUUCGGGCAAGCUGGACUCCUGCCCCUAGUUAUCAUUUUUACAUUCCGUUUUUCCUCGACGUUUUGCUAUUUUGUACGAGGCAAUUAUUAUUUACGGAUUGGCAACCUCACUGAUACUUGGGGUAUUUUCUUCCGUGAAAAGAGUAGUCUAUGGAGUAGGGACCCCUCCGCGAGUUAGGUUUUUUUUAUCUAGAAAAAGCGCACGGAAUACUUUGCCUCAAAUGCAGCUCUGAUAUUAUAAAAACAUAUAUAUAUAUAUAUAUAUAUAUAUAUAUAUAUAUAUAUAUAUAUAUUAGAAAACACGAGUCAAGAUGGAUCUGAGGCUACUUUCAAUAGCAACAUUAUUAGCAACCCUAUGUUUCUGCAGUGCACAGCAAGAGGGCAGUGAUUGCAUCAAGGCCAAUGCACAAUCAUGUGGGGAAUGCAUCCAGGUGGCAGAGAAAUGUGGAUGGUGUACAGACACUGACUUCCUGAAGCAGGGAGAGUCUAAGUCAGCACGCUGUGAUGAGCUACAGUCCCUGAUCACGAAGGGCUGCACUAAGGCCAAGAUUGAGAACCCCCGGGGCAGCACCUCCAUCACCAAGAACAAGCCUGUCACCAACCGCAAGAAGGACAUGGCAGAGAAGCUGAAGGCUGACCAGAUCACUCAGAUCCAGCCUCAGAAACUCACCCUCAACCUCCGAUCCGGUGAGGCCCAGACCGUUAAGUUGAAGUUCAAGAGGGCAGAGGACUACCCCAUCGACCUCUACUACUUGAUGGAUCUCUCCUUCUCCAUGAAAGACGAUUUGGAGAACGUCAAGAAUCUGGGGACUGACCUGAUGCGUGAGAUGAAGGAGGUCACCUCAGACUUCAAGAUCGGUUUCGGCUCCUUUGUGGAGAAGACGGUGAUGCCAUACAUCAGUACUACCCCAGCCAGACUGCUGAACCCCUGCACCAACACCAACGACACCUGCACCAGCCCCUUCAGCUAUAAGAACGUGCUGAAGCUGACUGAGAACGGGGAGGAGUUCAACAACCUGGUCAGUAAGCAGCAGAUCUCUGGAAACCUGGACUCCCCUGAGGGAGGAUUCGAUGCCAUCAUGCAGGUGGCCGUCUGUGGGGAUGCCAUUGGCUGGAGGAACGUCACACGUCUGCUGGUGUUCUCCACUGACGCUGGCUUCCACUUUGCUGGAGACGGCAAGCUGGGCGGCAUCGUUCUGCCCAAUGAUGGGAAGUGUCAUCUGGAGAACAACAUGUACACCAUGAGCCAUUACUACGACUAUCCCUCCAUUGCCCAUUUGGUCCAGAAACUGAGCGACAACAACAUUCAGACCAUUUUUGCUGUUACUGAGGAAUUCCAGCCUGUUUACAGAGAACUGAAGAACCUCAUCCCCAAGUCUGCAGUAGGAACUCUGUCCUCCAACUCCAGCAAUGUCAUCAAGCUCAUUAUCGAUUCUUACAACUCUCUGUCAUCUGAAGUCAUUCUGGAAAACGGCAAGCUGCCUGAAGGUGUAUCCAUAACAUACAAGUCCAUCUGCAAGAACGGUUGGGUAGGAACAGGAGAGAAUGGAAGAAAAUGCUCUAACAUCUCCAUUGGAGAUGAGGUGUCCUUUGAGAUUGCCAUCAAGUCCGAGAAGUGUCCGCCUCAAGGCAAGUCCGAGACCAUUACAAUCAAGCCCCUGGGUUUUACUGAGAAUGUGGAGAUCGUCCUCAACUUCAUCUGCGAAUGUGAAUGUUCCAAAGAUGGAAAACCUCUCAGCGAGAUGUGCCACAAUGGCAACGGGACCUUUGAGUGUGGAGCCUGCAGGUGCAACGAGGGCCGUAUUGGCAGACUGUGUGAGUGCAGUACAGACGAGGUGAGGACGGACGACCUGGACGCUAACUGUCGGAAGGACAACGGUACAGACAUCUGCAGCAACAACGGAGACUGUGUGUGUGGAACCUGUGAGUGUAAAAAGAGAGAGAACCCAGAAGAACGUUACAGUGGGAAGUUCUGCGAGUGUGACAACUUCAACUGUGACCGCUCCAACAACAAACUCUGCGGAGGACAUGGACGUUGUGAGUGCAGGGUGUGUAUCUGUGAUGCCAACUACACGGGCAGCGCCUGCGACUGUUCCCUGGACACCUCCACCUGCCUAGCAGCCAACAAGCAGAUAUGUAAUGGCCGGGGCACCUGCGAGUGUGGCGUCUGCAAGUGCACCAACCCCAAGUUCCAGGGUCCCACCUGUGAGAUCUGCCCCACUUGCCCCGGAGUCUGCGCUGAGCACAAGGACUGUGUUCAGUGCCGGGCCUUUGAGACAGGAGAGAAGAAGGACACGUGUGAGAGGGACUGCAGCUACUUCAACCUGAUCAGAGUGAAGGACCGGGAUAAGCUGCCCCAGCCAGCCGACCAGUCCUACCCCCUAUCCCACUGUAAGGAGAGGGACGCCAACGACUGCUGGUUCUACUACACCUACGCCGUCAGGAACCACACAGAGAGGGAGGUCUACGUGGUCAACACUCUGGAGUGCCCAGCGGGUCCUGACAUCAUCCCCAUCGUGGCUGGCGUGGUGGCGGGCAUCGUGCUGAUCGGCCUGGCCCUCCUUCUCAUCUGGAAGCUGCUCAUGAUCAUCCAUGACCGCAGGGAGUUUGCCAAGUUCGAGAAGGAGAAAAUGAACGCGAAGUGGGACACGGGAGUGAAUCCCAUCUACAAGAGUGCCGUAACAACUGUUUUCAAUCCAAAAUACGAGGGCAAAUGAUGGCGCUUCCUCUGUCAUUACAACACUGUAUGCAAAAGAAUAUGGAAGGAGGGGUGUUUUAUGUUCACUUUGGUUUUUUAGUUGCCAAAUGAUAGCAGUGCAUUUUGCCACCAUUUCAGUAUGUUUUACUAACUGCUUUUUCUAUGCAUUGUUUGAAUUGUACAGUAUGUAUAAACUUGGGUUUUACCUUGUUUGGGGAACUUGAGAGUCCUUUAAAACUGAAUUUUUGCCACUGGAAUGGUAGGGUCAUUGAAGGUGUGGUUGUGUCUUUCAAAGAACCGUGGAGCCAUUUUUUCUGUUUUGAGGGUGAAAUUGGAUGUCGAUAUAGGACAAGAUAUGUAGCGAUAGCUGGCCAUUGGGACAGCAAUAAAUUGUAAUGUGUACAGUUUGUAGGCAAUGGAUUCUGUCUAAGCCAUAUUUUAGUGACAGAAAAGGCUGGAAGCAAAGGUAUGUUUCUUUUCAAUUACUUUCUUCAACCUGAACAAUCAGUUGAAUAAUUUUUGGGGUUUGUCACGAUAUUUGUGAAUCUUUAUAAAUGAAAUCAAGUACAGUAGUGGUAUUAUAGGCUCCAGGUUUACAUUUUUUUGUUUUAAAGUAGACUCAGGUCCCUAUUAAACUCCUCAUUAAUAGCAAUGCCAAAUAAGACAUGACUCACUGCCUUCUCGUUUUAAGUGUCUUGUUUCAGUUAAAGAAAUGUAAUUCUGAAUGGGGUUCUGAAUGUUUUUUUACUUGACCUAAAGCCCCAGCUUUCUUUUUUGCUGUCAAAUCAUUCUCACCUUAAUCCUUUUCUAAUUUGAUGGUUUGAUCAAACUGUCUUCCAUUGAAUAAUGGUGAUUACAUUUCAGUUAUAAACAUCAGUGUUAUGGGAAUGAUGUCAGUUAGAUCUUUGUAAAAUUUCAAACAUCCCACUUAGUUGUAAGAACACGCCGUGCUCUUUGUUUUUAAAGGGUAUUUUUAUUUCAUCAAAUUCACAUUUCGCAAAUAUUUUAUUUCUGAAAUGUUUUAUUAAAGUUCCAAUACAAAUUACCCUAACAUUGCUACAUGCUGCAUGUGUGUGUGUUAAUUAUUGUGUCCUUGCUUUAUCUUACUGUUAGAGAGAAUCCAGUGGAAUGUAUCCAAGGUUACAAUUUCCAGGGAAUGUUCAGGGAAUCCAGCUUUCUACUCACUGCCUAUCUUAUGCUACCCACAUGUUUUCUACAGUUAAAGGUCCAAUGCAGCUGUUUUUAUCUCAAUAUCCAAUCAUUUCUGGGUAACAAUUAAGUGAUUGUUUUCAAUUAAAAUGAUCAAAAAGAAACAAAUAGCUUCUUAGCGAAGAGCAAUUUCUCAAGCAAGAAUUGUUAUAGUCUGGGAGUGGUCAAAGUGAGGAAAGGAAGAGAGGUUUGGAACUCUUUCUUAUUGAUCUAUGAACUAUACUGAAUUAAAAUAUUAAUGCUACAUGUAAAGUGUUGGUCCCAUGUUUCAUGAGCUGAAAUAAAAGAUCCCUGAAAUGUUC
Messenger RNA from Salvelinus fontinalis (brook trout), 4300 nucleotides. RefSeq names its product integrin beta-1-like. Gene Ontology annotation, biological process: cell migration; integrin-mediated signaling pathway; cell adhesion mediated by integrin. Bases 403 to 2808 code for a protein of 801 amino acids. Gene Ontology annotation, cellular component: cell surface; focal adhesion; integrin complex. Lineage: Eukaryota; Metazoa; Chordata; Actinopteri; Salmoniformes; Salmonidae. The record is from RefSeq and is a predicted model, not a curated record. Gene Ontology annotation, molecular function: integrin binding; laminin binding; collagen binding involved in cell-matrix adhesion. The transcript is spliced from 15 exons.